AUGCUAUCUUCUGACCUGAACACCAUCUGGGCCUGGAAUGCCACCGUGCCUGCUGUGGUAGAAAGAUGUGUACACGACAUAUUCAUUGAGAUUGCACAUGAACAGCCAGAAUCCCCAGCAAUAUGCGCCUGUGAUGGUGAACUCACCUACGGACAACUAGACGAGCUUUCUUCUCGGCUCGCUAGAUCUCUCAUUGAGGUGGGCAUAUGCCCAGGCACGAUAGUACCACUAUGCUUUGAGAAGUCUAUGUGGAUGCCGGUGGCUAUGCUUGGCGUGAUGAAGGCCGGUGGAGCAUCAGUAGCCCUUGAUACUUCUCAACCAGUUGAGAGGCUGUUGGGUAUCAUUCAGCAGGUUGGCUCACAAGUGAUCCUAACCUCUUCUUUGAAUUAUGAGUUGGCAUCCAUACUCACAAAAUCCACACCGAUCAUUGUGGAUAGAGGAUCUCUUAUAACCCAUCAGUUCAAGACAACAAUGGGGAAAGAUGAUUCUACUCAUCUUGCCAGUGUGUCUACGAAGCCCAGUGAUCUACUGUACGUGGUUUUCACCUCUGGCAGCACGGGUACUCCAAAGGGAGCAAUGAUCACGCAUUCCAAUUUCUCCAGUGCAGCUCGGUAUCAGCAGCCAUUCUUACAUCUGCACCGGCACUCACGAAUUUACGACUUUGCCUCGUACAGCUUUGAUGUAUCUUGGUCAAACUUUCUAAACGCAAUAACCUCUGGAGGAUGCUUGUGUAUCCCAUCAGAACAUGAUAGAAAGAAUAGGAUCGAGGAUUCUAUGAGAGAACUGCGAGCCAAUUAUGUCGAAUUCACUCCAUCAGUUGCUGAGCUUCUCAAUCCAGAGCUCCUACCAAAACUCGACGUUCUGCUGCUUGGUGGUGAGCUUUUAGUGCAAGAACGUCUCUCAUGCAUUCAUGCCCCUCUUAAUGUCAUUAAUACAUAUGGGCCAGCAGAGUGUACAAUUACCAGUACAGGGGUCAAGGUUGAGCCUGGUGGCCCCGAUAUCAAGAGCAUCGGACGAGGUCUAGGAACAACUACCUGGGUUGUCGACCCUAACAACCACAACCAGUUGGUUCACCUCGGGGAUGUCGGCGAGUUGCUGAUUGAAGGCCCGCUAGUAGGCCAAGGCUAUCUUAAUGAUCCAGCCAAGACAGAAGCUGCAUUCAUCGACAGUCCGCCGUGGCUUUUACGAGGCGGAACUCAUGUCCCCGGUCGUCAUGGUCACCUGUAUAAGACAGGGGAUCUAGUGCGAUACAAUGAGGAUGGAACACUCUCUUUCCUGGGGCGCAAGGACGACCAAGUCAAGAUUCGUGGCCAAAGAGUAGAGCUGGGCGAGGUCGAGCAUCAUAUACGGCAACUGCUGCCUUCUGCAGAGGUAACGCAAGUUGCUGCAGAAGUCAUCUCACCGGAAGGCAUCAGUACAGAAGCUCUUAUUGCAUUUAUUGUAUUAGGCGGUUCAGCGACUCUUUCCGAGGACCAAGUUCAGGUCAAAAUGGCUGUGCUGACAGCAACCUUGAACGAGACGCUGGCCCAACAAGUGCCCUCAUAUAUGAUUCCAAACGCGUAUGUUCCGUUGACCGCCAUCCCUAUCACGCCCAAUGGGAAAACAGACAGGCGACGCCUCCGUGAAGAAGGUCGCCUGCUUAUCGCGAGCAGUUUCGUUCGCGAUAGCUCUACUUGCCCUCAGCUUUCAGAUCUUCAGACAUGGUUGGCUGGCUUAUGGGCACAGGCUGUCAAAAUUCCGCAUUUGGUGGUUGGGCCGCUAGAUAACUUCUUCACAAUCGGAGGUGACUCAAUUGGUGCUAUGCGGCUCGUCUCCCUAGCGAGAAACGAAGGGGUCACGUUGACAGUCUCUGAAGUCUUCCUUCACCCUACACUCCAACAGAUGGCUUCAAAGUUGGAGGCACUUUCCUUGUCUCGCGGUGAGAGUCCGAGUACUGAGUUUUCCCAAGAAACAUUGGCAACUACUAUAUCAGAGGUGUCAUCCACCAUUCUUCCUGAAUACCUUGAUAGACUUGGUCCCGUGGAGGAUGUUUUCCCGUGUACACCUCUUCAAUCAGCCCUUUUUUCGCUUUCUGAGCAGGAUCCUCACCUCUACCUUGGGCAGCACAUAUUCAGACUACAUCAGUCUACCGAUAUUCCUAGGUUCAAAUACGCAGUGGAGCAAGUCAUGCGAGCAUCGCCAAUUCUGCGGACAGCCAUUGUCCCUAGUGAAGACCGCCUAAACACACUACUGCAGGCAGUAGUCCGACACAAUCGAGUUUACUGGACUCAGUAUAGUGGCUUACUCAACCAGUUCCUCCUGAAGGAUGUACAGAAACCCUUUAGUUGUGGCGAUCUGAUGACUCGGGUUGCUUUAGUGACAGAUGGAGACAGCUUAAAUCCAUCCACGUAUUUUGUGCUUACCGCCCACCACGCAGUCUAUGAUGGCUGGUCACUAUCUCUACAGAUGAAAAACGUCGACCGAGUCUACAGAGGGUUAGAAAUACCACCGAGUGUUCCUUUCAAGGACUUUGUUCAAGGGAUACCUCUUCCCCUUGGAGAAGAUGCUUAUUGGAAGCAGCAAUUUGACGCCUUCAAUGGCUCACAUUUCCCUCCACUGCCCUCUGCGGAGUACAAGCCUAUCACUCAGGCUUCCAUACGAAUGAAUUUGGACAUUGACAGACAGAAGCCGUCUUCAUUCACCAUAGGGACACUUUUACGCGCUGCAUGGGCUGUUACUGCAGCAACUUAUUCGAACUCGGAUGAUGUGGUGUUCGGCUCAACCUUGUCCGGCAGAAAUGUCGAUUUCGAAGGAAUUGAGCACGUAAACGGUCCGACGUUUACCACUGUUCCGCUCCGUCUAUAUCCCUCUCGCAACAAGUCCGUCUUUGACCUGCUCUCGGAGGUGCAAAGGGAGAGCGCGCAAAUGAUUCCUUUCGAGCAUACUGGUCUAGCAAAGAUUGCCAGAAUGAGUCCUUACGCAAAGAUGGCCUGUGGUUUCAAGACCUUGUUUGUGAUUCAGCCUUUAGAUGAGGGUGAGCCAUUUGUCUCCUUUGAGGAGGUUGCAGGUCAAAUCAACUACUCAUACGCACUUGUUCUGGAGUGCAAUCUCACCUCAGAUGGCGUGUAUCUGCAUGCAAUGUACGAUCCGAAAGUUCUUGACGAGCCGCAAACGAAGAGAGUUUGUUUGAAAUUUAAAGACAUUGUCCAGCAGAUGGGUCGGGAAUCCCCGCAACAGAAGGUGGGCGAGCUACGCGGCGCCGAGAGGCACGAUUUUGUCGAAAUGCUUAGCUGGGUCAAAUUCAUUCCAGAGUCUCAUGGGUUUAUUCACCACGCUAUCAGUGAUCAUGCUCUAAAUCUAUCUUCGAGUGAGGCAAUCUGUGCCUGGGACGGCCGGAUGACCUACGCUGAGCUGGACAGCUAUUCCUCGGCGUUAGCAGAGUACCUCAUAUAUGUUGAUACUAGGCCAGCACAAAUGAUCCCGAUGCUGAUGGAAAAGUCAAAGUGGGCGGUUGUUUCGAUUCUGGCUAUUCUCAAGGCUGGUGGCAUCUACGUGCCUUUGGACCCAAAUUAUCCACAGGCACGAUUGAGAGCCGUUACAGCUCAAAUAGAUGCACAAACAUGUCUCACAUCUUUGAAACAAAAGGCGAUAAGCUCCAAGCUUUUCUCAGCCUCAAUAGUUGUCGAAGAAUUCUUCCAUUCAGCCGUGUUAAACAAUAUGAGUAGCUCCUGGAAGAAAUUGACCAUGACUCCCUCAAGCGGAGCUUAUACAAUCUUCACAUCUGGAAGCACCGGCGAGCCUAAAGGAGUUAUAGUCGAGCAUAAGGCGUUGAUGCAUAGUGCCAGAGAACAUGGCAAAGCCUUUAGAAUGUCUUGCACAUCUCGAACGCUUCAGUUCUGUUCCUUCACAUUCGAUGUUUCGCUGGCUGAAAUCUUAACAACACUACUUUAUGGCGGUUGCGUGUGUAUUCCAUCCGACUCAGAGCGAUUGGAUAAUUUAUCCCGAGUUAUUGCGCGUUUCGGUGUCAACUGUGCCCUCCUAACUCCAUCUGUAGCGAGCACCAUGACUCCCAAAGCUGUUCCAACUCUCAAAUCGUUGAUCCUGUGCGGAGAGCCAAUGAACGACAGCCACGUUAGCAUGUGGUCCAAAGCGUUGCAUUUAAUAAAUGGCUAUGGGCCGACUGAAUGCGCCAUCUUCAGUGUUAUUAACACAUCGGGGAUGAUAGAAUCAGAUCCUACUAUUAUUGGUUACGCAACCGGUUGUAAUGCAUGGGUCGUCGAUUCUACGGAUCACAAUAUUCUCUUACCAAUUGGCGCAAUUGGUGAGCUUCUUCUAGAAGGGCCAUUGCUUGCCCGCGGUUACCUCAAUGAUUUGGGGAAAACAGAGGCGUCCUUUGUCGAGGUUUCAAGCUGGACUUCCAUGGCCGGGCUCAGCCAUGGGACAAGGUUUUAUAAAACUGGUGAUCUCGUUCGGUUGAACAAUGACGGCACUCUUACAUACAUCGGGCGAAAAGACCUUCAAAUAAAACUUCACGGGCAACGGAUGGAGAUUGCAGAUGUUGAAUCUCAUCUACGCCAGGUUUUUGGCUACCGCCAAGAUGUCAUCGAGGUCUAUGCCGAUAUCGUGAAGCCAUAUGGAAGUGUUGAUCCUCAUCUUGCCGCAUUUUUCCGUCUGAAACAAGGCGUAGAUAUACAUGAUCAAUGCUUCCCUGGUAGCGAAAAAGACGCUAUCGCGACCUUAUUCAAUGAUGCCAAACGGCAGUUGCUUGCACGUAUACCAAGACACAUGGUACCUACGUUGUUUGUGCCUGUCAAAUCACUGCCAGUUACGUCUGCAGGCAAGCUGGAUAGAAAGACUUUGAGAGACAUGGCUUCUAGAUUAACGACACAAGAGCUCACGCGGUUCACCACAACGGAAAAGACACACACAAACCCUGAGAACGAACUGGAACGCAAGAUGCAGGACAUUUGGUCUAUUGCGCUUGGGAUGGACAAAUCGCUCAUUGGAAGAGGAGACAACUUCUUCGAACUCGGUGGAGAUUCCCUGUCAGCUUUACGUGUAGCCGUAAAAGCGCAGGCUGAGGGCAUAUCUAUCUUGACAUCUGAUGUAUUCAGAAAUCCGGUCCUAGCACCCCUUUGCGGUAUGGUCAGUUCCAAGAAGGAACAUGGUGGAGUUGUACAAAACAACGACAAGAACGCAUUGGUAGGACGACUAGCAAGCGAAGAGGAUAUCAAUACUAUCAGUCGGCAGCUCGGGAUCGAGGCUGAUGCUAUAGAAGACAUAUACGAGGCAACAAGCUACCAGAGUUUUGCUACUGUCACAACAAUGUUGAAGAGUCGAGGCAAUAUAAAUUAUUACUGCUUCAUUCUUGACGGACCUGUGGAUCAAAGACGCCUUCGCCAGGCAUGCCGCAAAAUCUUCGAGCACCAUAAUCUCCUUAGAACAGUCUUUACAGCCUCCCGGAGGCGAGCGCUACAGGUGGUACUGAAAUCACCAGAGUUUGUAUUUGAGCACUUUGACAAUAUCAACGAUCCGAAAGGCUUUGCAAAGGUGAUGAUCGACGACGAUUCCAAGGUGCCAGUACGGUUGGGUGAUCUCAUGACUCGGUUUGCUUUAUAUCAAAAUGGCGAUGAGCAAUCUGUCCUGCUCAUGAGGCUAUCCCAUGCGCAAUACGAUGGAGUCUCUCUAGGGAGAAUGAAGACCAACCUUGAGAACGAGUAUAAUGGACUGCGCUUACUAUCUGGGCCCAAGUUUGUGGAUUAUUUCCAUUACGCAAACACUUCUGCGGCAGAGACGUUCUGGACCGAGUAUCUCAAAGGCUCCAAGAUGACACAGCUGGUUAAUCACCAGGGCCCUGCCUAUCGUAAUAUCUUUGACUACCUGCUCGAGCGGCGAAUUCCGGCAAGGUCAUUGAGAUAUAGAGGUAUAACUGACGCCAGUCUUGCCAAGGCGGCCUGGGCAUACACCCUGGCGCUUUUGACAGGCAGUCUGGAUGUUGUUUUCGGGGUCCUUACGUCUGGGCGAAACGCUGCCAUACCAGGCAUUGAAGCCAUCGAGGGUCCCACCGUGAAUCAGAUGCCGUCCCGCGUCCAACUGCAAAAAGGAGGCACGGUGAUGGAUCUGCUGCGAAACGUCCAGGAGCAACAAGUCAUGACGAUGCCCUAUGAGUCGACCCCAUUCUCCCAUAUCAUAGAGAAAUACACAAACUGGCCCAAGUGGAGUCGCUUUUCAUCCAUCGUCCAUCAUGCAUCUAUUCUCGACAUCAAGUCGAUGAAACUAGGCGAUACAGGGUGCAGAAUCGAGUGCUUCUCCAACGAGACUGACACAACAGAUAUCUGGGUUCGGUCGAAUUUUAUUGAUGAUCAUUUCCAUAUCAUUCUGGCCGCAUCUAGCAUCACAAUCCCGCAGGAUCUCUUACAAGUUAUAAUGGACAUUUUCUGUGAGAAGAUUGCGGAAUUCGCGUCUGAUCCUGACGCUGCAUUGGAAGACCCAUUGGCACAGAGAGUCGCGGACUCUAGGAUACCGCAGUUUCCUAAAAACACACUACCAUCACGUCCUCAACUGAGCCAAGACGUAGAUUUCGUUUACUCUCCAUUUAGAGCGCUGGUAGAGAAAGCCUGGGAUGAGAUAUUGUGCAUCCACGAGACGGAGUUUACAGAGCAGGAUGUCGAGAUAACACCAGACACGGCGUUCUUUGACGUCUGGGGGGAUAUGUUGGCGGCACAACAGUUUGCAGAUUUCUAUAAUACGCACACUACGAAGACUAUACUGCUGGAGGAUAUUGUCGAUUACCCGAGUAUGAGAGGCCAUGUGUUUUUACUCGGUUAA
Molecule: messenger RNA, 6807 nt
Organism: Trichoderma aggressivum f. europaeum
Lineage: Eukaryota; Fungi; Ascomycota; Sordariomycetes; Hypocreales; Hypocreaceae
Exons: 1
Coding region: 1-6807 (2268 amino acids)
Biological process (GO): secondary metabolite biosynthetic process; amino acid activation for nonribosomal peptide biosynthetic process
Cellular component (GO): cytoplasm
Molecular function (GO): catalytic activity; phosphopantetheine binding
Source: RefSeq, a predicted model, not a curated record